This is a messenger RNA of Lingula anatina, 2894 nucleotides long. Its product is annotated as ubiquilin-1. The record is from RefSeq and is a predicted model, not a curated record. Gene Ontology annotation, biological process: ubiquitin-dependent protein catabolic process. Gene Ontology annotation, cellular component: cytosol. NCBI's taxonomy places the organism in Eukaryota, Metazoa, Brachiopoda, Lingulata, Lingulida, Lingulidae. Gene Ontology annotation, molecular function: polyubiquitin modification-dependent protein binding.
UUCAUUUAGCCAACAUGGCGGAAAGUAGCGAAGAUUCGGGAUCAAAAAUUAAUAUCGCUGUAAAAACUCCAAAAGAAAAGAAAGAUAUUGAAAUCGGAGCAGAUGCGUCGGUAAAAGAGUUUCGUGAAGCUAUUUCAAAAGCAUUUGGUGCACCAGUAGAACAAUUAUGUUUGAUAUUUGCUGGGAAGAUUCUUAAAGAUGAAGAAAAUCUAAAACAGCAUGGAAUCAAGGAUGGAUUAACAGUGCAUUUGGUGAUCAAAUCAGCUAAUAGGUCACAAGAGCAAGCAGCUGAGAGGGCCCAAGCAGCUCCAACCCCAUCUCAAGCUAAUGUGUCUAAUACACCAUUUAACCUUGGAAGCAUGGGAGGUUUACCUGGUCUAGGAGGCCUAGGGAUGGGUUCCUCUAACUUCAUGGACAUGCAGCAGAGAAUGCAAAGAGAGUUAAUGAGCAACCCUGAGUUAUUGCAAAAUAUGAUGAACAAUCCCAUGGUCCAGUCAUUGAUGUCCAACCCAGAAGUGAUGAGGCAGUUAAUCACAAGCAAUCCACAGAUGAGAGAGUUGAUGGAGAGAAAUCCUGAAAUCACUCAUAUGUUGAAUAAUCCAGAACUAAUGAGACAGACAAUGCAGUUGACUAGGAACCCUGCCAUGAUGCAGGAGCUAAUGAGACAGCAGGACCGGGCUAUGAGCAAUUUAGAAAGCAUUCCAGGCGGUUUUGGUGCACUCCAGCGGAUGUACCAAGAGAUUCAAGAACCCAUGCUGAAUGCUGCUCAGUCCAUGGGGAGGGGGAACCCUUUUGCUGCACUCUCUGGACAAAGUCAAGAGAGUAGUGGGACACAGCAGCAAGGACAGGAAAACACAGACCCCUUGCCUAACCCCUGGGUACCACAGUCACCAGGGAGCACCAGUAUAGGCACCACUGGUAGCACCACCACUACCACAGGUACCACAGCAGGAAAUGCUCUAGGAUCAAACCCAGUAUUUAAUACCCCUGGCAUGCAGAGCCUGAUGAGCCAAAUGACACAGAAUCCCCAGCUCAUGCAAAACAUGUUACAGGCACCUUAUAUGCAGAGCAUGCUUCAGCAUCUCUCUGCUAACCCUGAAUUGGCGUCACAAAUUAUGUCUCAGAGCCCUAUUUUUGCUGGCAAUCCGCAGUUACAGGAGUACACCAGACAACAGCUUCCGAUUUUUUUGCAACAGAUGCAGAAUCCAGAAGUACAAAAUGUUAUGACAAACCCCAGAGCACUUCAAGCAAUCAUGCAGAUUCAGCAAGGAUUACAGACUCUACAGGCUGAGUCCCCUUCACUUCUCCCAGGCAUGGGUUUAGCAGGGGCAGUACCACCCCCCAUGACAAUACCAGGGUCAACUAACAGUGGCACAACUGGUUCAAGUACGGUAACAACAUCAACAACAUCAACAACUGCCACAACAGCAACAAGUGGUACCAUGCCCACUACAUCGCCAGGAGCCCCGGCCAACACUGCCACGCCCUCUGGUGGUCUGCCAGGGCAGGGGGGUGCCGAUCCCCUGGGUGGGUUCAUGGCGCAGAUGCUAGGAAUGAUGGCACAAGGGCAAGGAGGAGGGGCUGAUUUGAAUACUGCCCCAGAGCAGCGGUAUGCCUCACAACUGGAACAACUUGCUGCAAUGGGUUUUAUAAACAGGGAGGCAAAUAUACAAGCAUUAAUUGCCACAUAUGGGGAUGUGAAUGACGCUAUAGACAGGUUGCUGCAGCAAAGAGGAAACUGAUGGAUGACGCAGCCAUCAUGGACUAUUCGUUAAGCCAUUUCCAAGAAAUGACUACAAGGAGAAAACAUAAUCCUUGACAUUCGACUUGAAAAACAAAUAAAGAGCCUCACAUACAGUCAAAAUAGAAGGGAUGGGAAUCAUCCAAAAUAGCGCACAACAACACUGUUGUGCAUUACAUCAUUCAAGACUAGAAAUGGGCAAAAAUGUGCAAGAUAUGGGACUAAACUUCCAACAUUAAGGGUGAAACACUCUGUGCUGAGAAUGUUGUCUUUUGAAGCAAUACAAAAGAAACACGCUACGUAAACAUGGUGGAUAUGUACUGUUGUGCAAAAGCCUGUUUUUCUACAGAGCAAAAUCCCCCCCCCCCCCCAAAAAAAAUAAAAAAUACUAUAUGAAUUCUGUCAGCUUUUUUCCUUGAGACACUGCACUCUCUUGUGUGUCAUUAUUUCUGACCCCUCUCUUCAAAUCCCCUGAAUUCUCUUUAAGUCACAACACUUUGGACUAUCUUGGACGAUUCCCAUGAAGUUUUAAAAACAAAGUAUUUUCAUAUGAAGUGAGGAAAUUAAAUUUAGUAAUGCAUGAGAAAUAAGUGGAAAAGGAACCGAUGUGUGAAAAAGUGAUGUCAUAGGAUAUUUCUACUAUCUUUAUGAGUGUAAUCUCUGAAGUGCUCCACACACCCUGGCAAGAUUGAGCUUGAAAAACUGGGACAAUUCUUUCAUUUAUUAAUGAGUUUUUCAUUGGUUUAAAGUCAGAAUUUAAAAGGUAGAAGGUAUUAAGCUGCAAAUUCACUACCAUAGGGAGAUGAUAUUAGAUACAGAUAGGCUUUUGAAAUGCAAAUAUUAUCAGUCCAGUGAUAGAGACGUAUUCAUUAAUUAUUUUCAUCCCCAUGGUUAAUAAACAAUAGAAAUAACAUACAUGCAUCCUGGUAUUUUUAUUGCAUUGUGCGAGGAAUUCAGCUUUUUAUGUGAUAUUAUAGUGUUCCUAUUGUUGUGGUAUCUAUAUUAUUUCUUCUUUGGCAUUCAUCAAUAAACAAUCAAUCAAUAAACAAAAUUUAAUGAUCAGUAGCACAGAUAUUGUUAAAAUAACUCCUUUUUUGUCAACUGCAACUAUACUAAUGGUCAGUUCACUAAUAAAUAAAGGUGUAGGCAUUGU